This is a messenger RNA of Neohortaea acidophila, 2244 nucleotides long. Its product is annotated as C2H2 type zinc finger domain protein. Gene Ontology annotation, cellular component: chromatin. Gene Ontology annotation, molecular function: zinc ion binding; DNA-binding transcription factor activity, RNA polymerase II-specific; RNA polymerase II cis-regulatory region sequence-specific DNA binding. The record is from RefSeq and is a predicted model, not a curated record. NCBI's taxonomy places the organism in Eukaryota, Fungi, Ascomycota, Dothideomycetes, Mycosphaerellales, Teratosphaeriaceae. The coding region runs from base 1 to 2244 and encodes 747 amino acids. The transcript has 4 exons. Gene Ontology annotation, biological process: DNA-templated transcription; regulation of transcription by RNA polymerase II.
AUGGCAUUGACCUGCCAGUACUGUAGCAAAUCCUUCAACAAGGGCGAGCAUUUGCGGAGGCAUGAGCGUGGACACACGGGCCAUCGGCCCUUUACGUGUGCGCACUGCAAGCGAGGCUUCAGCCGACAGGAUUCUUUGCUUCGGCAUCAGAAAGUCCACGACCAGAAGCCAAACAAGGCUUCUUCCAGCAAGGCGAGCUAUUCUCCAACUGCAAUCCGCGCACCGAGCGACAUAUCAACUCCCUUCAACGAUGCCGCGAGUGGGGCAAACGUUCAGCUCUCCACGAGUCUGACCAACGAUAUCUUUACGUCUCCAAAUGCUGGAGGAAGUCAGAUUAGCGGGACGGGCGAUGCCUUUCAAUAUGGCGGCACGAUGGGGUUUCAGGAUGCCAAUGCACUCUCUGACAUGGACUUCAGCCUCAUGUGGCCGGACUCUGAAGAUCUCUUCCAAAGUAUCUUCUCCACGGACUUCAGCAACUCCUGGCAGGUGCCUCCAGGAACGUUGCCGCUGCCUUCGGGGACGCUGUCAUUGCCACCAGCCCCUCAGACACAAAUCGCAAGACCACCUCGUCUCCACCCGCUUCCUGCUGACGGUAGUGGCACGUCAACUCCCCGCCGAGACGCCCGUCCGAACGAGAGCCAAGUACCGUCCGGCGACAACCAGAUCCGGGCCGGGGACAAUCAAGGAGCGGUCGAUGGCGUGAGCCAGAUGGUAGCAGACUACUCUUCGAGUCUGACCGCUGCAGUGGACUCCAAGUCGAUCACGUCCGUCUUCCUCGACGAAAGCUUGCACAUGUUCUUCGAUCGCUUUAUUCCAAUCUUUCCCAUCAUGCAUCGACCAACGUUUGUCUAUCGGGAUUGCUCACAUGCUUUGUUGCUUAAUGCUAUUGCACUUGGCUCUCUGUACCUCGGGCCUGCGGACAGCAUCGCAAAGGGGGAAUCACUGUGGCGUCUGGCCCAUACUGCCGUUGCAACAUCCUGGCAGACACUCAUCACCCACCGGGGACCCUACGACGCGUGUUCCGGGGUUCAGCUUGUACUAGCAUCCCUUUUGAGCGUCGUCUAUGGUGCGCUUUCAAAGAACUCGGACAUUCGACGUGCGAGCUUGGCUUUGCACGCUUCCGCUUUCUUUUGGGCAAGACAGUGCGGUAUAUUCAACUGCGAGCCUUACAGCUUGGCUGAUUUGCCUGCAAUGUCGGCUCCUCGCGCAGAUAAAAUGCAUCAAUGGAGAACAUGGGCGGCGAGGGAGAUUCAGCAGAGAGCUUUGCUGUCGCACUUUGUGUUGGACGGUAUCAUUGCUCACAUGCAAGGCAAUUCUACGUCAGUUCGGCACACGUCGAACACGUUGAAGCUUUCCAACUGCGAGCGUGCCUUCCAAGACACCACCGUUGAUGCGUGGCUUGAACGGAUGCAUACGGCGCGGCAGGAUCAGAAUUCUUUCCGGGAUAUCUACCGGGGGCUGUUCAUACGACCCGAGAACCUGUGGGAGAUUUCUCAAGGAUGCUCAAAUUUUUCCCUCCGCGUGUUGCUGGAGGGGCUACAGUCCAUGAUUGCUGAUAGCGAUGACCUUGAUGGCGCCAUCAUCAAUCCUCCGAACCGAUCACAGAUUGGACACGCUCUGUCGUGGAUCUACGAGAAGAUUUCAACAUGUGGUGACAUGGCGGAGGUGGAGAGGCUGGAAGUGUUGAUGAGAUGGCAUGCCGUCUGUCUGGAGGCCGUGACGAAGACGCCACAGCUCUGCAAUUACAUCUGCAAGCGCUGGAAUACCCAACAAGCUCUCUGGCCGAAUCCCAAUUUUCGUGACAACGAGUACGACCUUCCGAAGCUGGUGAGCAGCCCGGACGGUCGCAAGGCGUUGCUACACGCGGUAGCAAUACAGCAAAUCGUCGAGCAACUCCCAAGAGGGCGUGCUCACGCCGUGCAUAUGCCAAGCUCUUUGUUCGCCGCCGCGACGAUUUAUGGCAUUUUUUCCUUUGCGGGGCAGACUAGUGUACGGACUCCGAGCGCUGUGGAAUGGAAGGAUGUGGUCCUUGCUGCCGAAGAUUUGCAGAGUGUUCACCACGAGACUGCGGACUUUAUCCAAAACAAUCGGUUCCCCUCGGGUCUGUCUUCGGCGACGGCAAAGAACGUCUUUUACGAGCUGAACUCGGUGCAGAAGCUUUUUCGCACGCUGGAGACGCAAUGGGGCGUGGCUACGGAUAUGGAAAAGGUCAUAUCGCAGUGGAUUGCAGUCUGCCAUGCAUGA